GUCAGAACUAGAUGAAUACUUUGGCACAAAGGUAAAAUAUCCUAAGAUGAACAAAAUUACAAUGAAUUUAUGUUAUCAUUCAAUAUAUUUUUCUCAUAAAAUUAUUGUAACACCCCAACCCGCAUGACCCAAACCCGUGAGACAGCGGACCGGUGUGCCACUGAAUUGGUAUCCGAAUUUGCAACAUUUUCAAAACAAUUUUAAACAAACGUUCUUUCAAUACAUAUAAAAAUCCAUCGGAGUAAUUUAAAAUAAUGCGGAAGCCUUUUUAAAGUCAAACAACUUGAGAUCUUGCCCAAAAACGUAAUAAGCAUUAAAGUUAAUUAAAUAAAGCAUAAUCAACAGAUUAAAGAGACAGCCACGCCAUCGUACAUCUCAUCCUCAAUGCCCUCUGGGAUCGGCUCUAGGUUCAUCUGUCUGAUCACCUACGGACAGCAAAAAGAAAAACAACGCUAUCCGCUCAGCAUUGACGCUGAGUGGUACUCCAUUGUAGCACAAGAAUAAACAUAAUAAUUCAAUGAUUAGAUCGUGCAUAUGAUUAUCCUUUUGAUAAAAAUCAAUUCAACUUUAAAUUCGGUUCUUUAGACGGUUGACCAACAGUCAACUUAUUUUCAUGAACUCUUUGACCACCGGUCAAACCAAUUUAGACUUUCACCAAAGACAAACCACUUAACAUUUAACGCCUAUGACGGAGAUAACCUCAAUCCGUAAUACCGAAGAUAGCCUCAAUUCGGUGGAGGUAGGAUCCCUCGGGCGAUAGCCUCAAACCCAAGAUCACAGACCCUCGUGCGCACGUCUUAACCUCACUAACCAGGCCCUGCAGCCGCCCGAGCAAUGACCAGUUUCUAUGGUCAACAUAAUAAACCAAUUGACCCUAAUUACCGAUUAGAAUUAAUUAAUUAACUUAACUAAUUCAUUAAACCAAAUUAUAGCAUAAACACAUAUAACGAUCCAAAUCAUUAAAUCUAUUCUAAAUGCUAUUAACUUCAUAGUACGGACCUGGAUUACGCCGAAAUCGAAUCGAUAGCUCGAACGGAAGACAAAUCAACGAAAUCAAACGAACGGGUCAAAUUGAGUCAAAAUACGAAAUCGACCAAUCAAUCCGGCGUGGAGGUUAAUUUGCCGGCGAUAUCAACUCGGGGCAGCGGCUGGAUGCGGCGACGGUGACGGACGCCGGCGACAGUGGCGGAGCGGCAGCUCGACGGCGAUGAGCAGCGACUGGCGGCGCUGCAAUCGACGGCGGCGGACGACCGACGAAGGCGAAACAGCGGUAUUGCGCUCGACGGCGAGGAUGGUCGCUGUGCUAAGGGCGACGGCGGCGCUCGAUUCCGGCGAAGGCGAAACAGCGGCGUUUGGCGACGUCCAGCGUUCGGCGUGGCGGUGUUGCAACUCGACGGCGAGAACGACGCCGGUAAUGGAGGCAACGACCGUGGCUCGAAGAUUGGGAAUCGUGGUCGGCGGCGCUGGACCUGGCGGUGAGCGACGGAGCGGCGGCGAUUGGCUGCGGCAAGGAGGCUCUGGCUUGCGCGACGCCGGCGUGGUCGAACGGCAGGGAGGACAAUCGGCGGCUUGCUGCUGCACUUGGGCGGCGAUGAUGGCGGCUUUCUCUUAUACCUCUGCCUUCAUUCCAUCAAAAAACAAUUCAAUCCAGGGCACACAACCCUACCUUCGACCCAAUUUUGAUUUUGUUUAGAGAAGAGAAAUCUAGGCCCUUGAUUUUCAUCCCAAAUCUUUACAAAAUCGCAGAUAAUUUUAAAAAAACAAAAUUGUCCUUUCACGACUCUCUUCAACUGCCCAGGAUCAAGCGAAUGCGGCAAGGAUGAUGCAAUUCGUCCCUUCAAGUCUGUGCUCAAAACCGAUAACCAAAACAGGUGCAAUCAAACCCAGUUCAACCGCCAACCUCAAUCACCAUGCAGAUGUUUAAACAGGGAGGCCCGCCGCUGACUCCGUCCAAAAUACCAAAACGACGGUGGACGAAGAACAACAUGGUGACAAAGCUAGCGAUGGCAACGACCGGAUCCUUAGAUUGUGGAUAUCGACGAUGAUUUGCAUCCGAGAAAUCGGUAAAUUGAUCUUCUUUAUAAUUUUCCUUUUGUUUCUCCUUGAUUUAUAACUCAAAUCAUAAUCAACCUGAAAAAGGUUCUACUUAUCCGCAAAUUCUCCAUCCCCAAUUAGUGAUGUUAAUUAGGGAGAUGUUAAAUAUAAACAGAUAUAAAAGGAAAAACAUUUUUAAUGAAAGGUGAAUACAAGACAUAUAUAUUUUUUAUAAGCAUACACUAAAGUCAUCACUAAUUGAGAUCAAUCAAGCUAAUAAAGUACAAAUCUUAUUUUUAUUGGCUGGUGUUUGAAAUGGUUUCCUUGACAAUUUUGACAAUUCUCAUUAAAGAACUGUUGUUGUGCUCUUCUCCUCUCUCUGAUUUCUUUCUUUUUUGAGUCUGAAAAUGAAAUAGGUAUCAAGAGGUCUUAUUAUGAACGAUUAAUUCUUCUAAUGUGGAGGAUGUUCAGUAGAAUGAUGAUGAGCUUUGGGUGCCAUCAACAAGGGAGGAUUUGGGUUAUGACUUGCGUCAUCAGAAGAAGAUGGAAUUCUAUAUAGAUGCAAAUCUAAGGGGUGAGUCAAAGUUUAAUUAAACUUGAUGUUUAUGGUUUUCUGAAUCUAAAAUUAAAUGCACAUAAUUAGUUUAAUGAAUUGUUAAUCAAAUAUAGGAUAAUUUAUCUAACAAGUACUGCUUGUUAGCCAAGUAUUCUGUACCAAGCGCACACUUAAACUUAUAAAGUUGUGCUUGGAAUUGGAUUGAACCUAUUUUUGAGCUCGUGCAUUUGCAAGUUGCAAUUGUGUUCUUCUUAAAGAUCAUGCAAUAUUGGUUGCAAGUGAUGUACGAAGAACAAAAAGGAACAUGUAAGAUAGGCCUAAGAGAGUGUGCGACCAGGCGAUGACGACAACCAGAGCAGACAACUCUGGUGUUUGGACAUCAAGGUAGCUAGACUUUCUUAUCUGGAACAAUAUCAUGGUCGGUGGUGAGUGGAUGCGGUAUAUAAGUUUGGGUCAAUUCCUAUUCAGGUACCUCUAUGGCUCUAAAGUUACUUUUAUAUGGCUUCGAAUUCUAUGGCAUACUCUAUACUAAGUGCAACAAACUAUUGGUUGUUCCUCUCUAGCUAACUUUAUUAUUUGACAUGUUUGAGAUAGGUAACCUCCAAAAUUGAUCAACAGAUAAGUAAAUGGGUCACCCAUUCAGGGGAACUUACCACCUAUAUGUUAGAAUUGAUAACAAAGUGUAGAUUAAUGUAAUUAAAUUGAUAGAGUAUAACUUUAAGGGCUGAUUUUGGGAGUGAAACAGCCCGGGAAUAUGAGUUUCAAGAUAAAUCUGAAGCUCUAGGGGUUAAUUUUUGAAUGGAAAUUGAUUUACAAGCUGAUUUUCAAAAGAAAAUUAAAGUUUUAGAGGCUGAUUUUUUAAAGGAAUCAGAAUUUAAAAUUGAUUUUCUUAGCCAAAGUGAACCUUUAAAAGCUAAGUUUGAAAAAGAAUUUGAAUUAGGGACUGAAUUUACAAUUUUAGUGGCUGAUUUUUCAAGAGUAUGGUGCUGAUGAUGAUUUUCAGAAGUAACUUGUACCUUUAAAGGCUGAUUUUGAAAA
Cuscuta campestris is the source of this 3628-nucleotide messenger RNA. NCBI's taxonomy places the organism in Eukaryota, Viridiplantae, Streptophyta, Magnoliopsida, Solanales, Convolvulaceae. The record is from the annotation of a GenBank genome assembly.